Molecule: messenger RNA, 4911 nt
Organism: Solanum dulcamara
Lineage: Eukaryota; Viridiplantae; Streptophyta; Magnoliopsida; Solanales; Solanaceae
Product: nuclear pore complex protein NUP98A-like
Exons: 19
Coding region: 3412-4422 (336 amino acids)
Biological process (GO): post-transcriptional tethering of RNA polymerase II gene DNA at nuclear periphery; RNA export from nucleus; protein import into nucleus
Cellular component (GO): nuclear pore cytoplasmic filaments; nuclear pore
Molecular function (GO): structural constituent of nuclear pore
Source: RefSeq, a predicted model, not a curated record
GAAAAGGUAUUAAAUAAAAUAAAAAUUUUGGGGAGGAAUUUAAUUUGGAAGCAUAGCUUAUUUAUAUACCACCACAUUGCCAUUUAUUUACAAUAACACCGACGUCUGUUCUUCUUUGUUGUCUCAAAAAAUGUCGAUAUUUACCGCCCGCUCCAAGUAAGUAAAUAUUCAUCCCUUAUGCCUUUAAUAUUGUCUUGUGUUUCUGGGUUUUUUAAUUUUCUUGAUAACUGAAUCUUGAGCUUCUCUGGAAUCUUGCAUGUUGGGGUCUCUCCAUAUCCAUGAUUCUUGACAACAAGAAUUUUUUCUCAUAUAUUGAAAAACACACUUUUUAAUUUAUCCACUUUCUUGCAUUCUUGCAUAUUCUUGAUAACUGAAUCUGGGCAUGUUCCUCUCUUUUUAUUUUUCUUGUUUCCGUGUUUAUGCUUUCUUUGUGGGUCUUGCAUAUAUGGUUCUAGUUAGUUGAUAUAUUGUUUAUGCGGCUUAAUUUCUCCUUCUAAUCUGUUUCUAUAUAUUGACACCACUUUUUACUUUCACCAAUUUCCCAUGUUUUAGUAUCGCGAAGAAGUACGUUCUUGUGUGGUUUUCCUGUUUAAAGAUAUCUGGCGUUCACCAGGUGUUUGAGAAAAUGUCUUAGCUAGAAAAAUCAUAAUCUAUUAGGUAAAAUUUGAAAUUUAAGAACCUAUUUAGAAACAACUAAAUUCAUUGUAUUAUGAUGGUUUCCUUCGUUGAUAUCAACUUUAAAGGGGAUUGGAGUUGGUUUGUUCAUGAUUAUUUUUUCACUCUGCUUUCAUCAAGCUGAAUAAAUCAGAGACUUAUUACUAAUUACUGAAUAAAUCAGGUCUGAGUAUUAGCCUGCCACGACAGGUGUAAAUUGGUUUUGUGACAAAAAAAAAAUUACUCUUUAACAAUGGCACAAUUAUGACCGAAGGGAACGGUUUGAAGGGAAAUAAAAGACUCAAUGAAGCCUCCUCAUAAUCAGGAGGGAAAAUUCUGGCUGAAAACAAUUCAGGACAACAAGAUGCGGACAAGACCAAACAAACAGAGACAGUUACCUUUUACUAGCUCUUCUCCUUUGUUGAUUCCACUGAUUUAGUUUUGAUGAUCGUUGAAACUAUUGCAACUAUCGGCAAUGGGGAUUGUCCCUGCCCAUUAUGACAAGUCUUUUUGGAUAAUGGACCGACUCCUUCAGACAAAAUCAAAAUAACAAAGAUGUGCUUGGGGUUUCAUUGAGAUUUGUCUACUUAGCUUUGGGAUUGUGGCCAGCUGCAUUUUUUUAGGUCCCUUGUUGGAUGAUCUCUGGUGAAAGACAACCUUCUCGAAUAAGGAGUCUCUAUCUGAAAACUAUUUUGCGGCAAGAUUUAGCUUUCUAUGAUAAGGAAACCAAUAUGGGAGAGGUGGGGGGGGCGGAUGUCUGGUGAUGCUCUUCUUAUACAAGACGCCAUGGGUAGGGAAAUUUGUAUAGCUGACAUCAACAUUCCUUGCGGGCUUUGUCAUUGCAUUUACCAAAGGCUGGCUUCUCACACUUGUUAUGUUAUCCAUCAUUCCUCUACUUGUCGUCAUCUUUGGUGGAGUGAUGUCCUUCAUCCUAUCUAGGAUGGUGUCCCGUGGACAAGAUGCUUAUGCCAAGGCAGCAACGGUGGUUGAACAGACAAUUGGCUCCUUUAAAAUGAAAAUAACCACCAGUAGAUGAGAUGUAUCUUGUUUCCUUCUCAGGCUGCAUCUUUUACAGAGGAAAAGCAAGUUGUGGCCAGCUAUAACGAGUCCCUAAUUAAAGAUUACCAUUCAGGUUCAAAUGAAGGGCUGGCAAGUAGAUUAGGUCUUGGGUCGCAUUUUGCUACAUAAACAUUUUGCUAUUAUGUACUCCAGCUAUGCUUUGUCUAUCUGGUACGGUGCAAGGUUCAUCUUGGAAAAAGGAUAUAUUGGUGGUCAAGUUCUCAAUGUUUCCGAUGCGAAGCUUCUCCAUUAAGUAGCAAGCGAUUUACUUUUUAAGGGAGAAUUUUCUGCAAAAAGGUGUGAUGCUGGUGGUGAAUUGGCGAUGCAUGAGAGGAAUACUACUUGGUGGGAUGAAUAGGAAAGUUCUCGAUCUAUCCUUCAGGUUGAAGCCAAAGGAACUUUCUGUUUAGACGGCUUUUGCUGCAGGAUGUAGAACUCCCAAAAAUCGGAAAAGUGUAAAAGCAAUGGGGGGGCACUUAGGCUUGUUUUCAAUUUGAAGCUGAAGUGCCAGAAAGCAAUACUACAAGAAAGGCUCUAUGCCUAUUCCUAACUUCUGAUGACUACUUUUUGAAUUUGAUCCCCAAGGUAUUCUUGGAUUGGAGAAAGUCUGUAGUCUCAAGAUAUUUCUCUUUUGGACACAUGUGGCAUGCUUAAAAAUCUGAUCCGGGAUUAGCAGCAAGUGGAGUUACAUUCUUAGAAGUUGGUGUAUCUAAUAUUCUACCAUCCAAACAACUGAUGUGCAACAUCUUCGAGAUUAGAAGACGAUUAAAAUCCUCAUUGUGGUCUGUUUAAAUCUAAAGAGCAUGCAGAAGUUGCUACACCAGAAGAAACUCACAGAUUGUGUUGUUGUGGUUGAAGAGCUAUGGUGGAAAGCUUCGAAUUUUUCAGCUCUCAAAAGAACGGGCCUGUGUCAUUCUUCAAUGUAUAGAAUCAGAAGUUGUUUUCUUGCGGUAAACUGAAGCACGUAAAAGAGUUACCAAGGUGGAAAUAGGCUGUCAGAACAUGAGAAGCUUCAAAAACUUGUUUUAAGUUGCACAUACUAUUGCUUAGUAUAAGUAAAACCUAUACUUUAGAUCCAAAGUAUAUGUGAACUUAAACAUUUAUUAACAAAUGUGUAUGCAUUAGUAUAUUUGUCAGAUCAAUAUUUGCCUAAGUAGAAGUGCAAAAAACAGUAGGCGGAGAAUCUGCAAAAUCAAUUGAUGGAUGCUAUUUUUGGGCGACUUAAAUAAGGUAGAGUUGCAGAAUGCUUUUCAUCUUUAUAGUUGAAUUGGAUGUCGUUGGAUUAAAUUAAUUCAAUUUCCUUUUGCUCUGUGGCUAUUGUGAAAGUUAGUUUUGUAUAAUUGUAUAAAUGUAAGUUGCAGUGUUGGGCCCAUGCUAAGCACGGCCACAUGCCAUCUAAUUUGGAAAGAAAUAUGACGUUAAUAGUGUGGCCAAUGAACCUCUCGUGUGGUCCAGGGAUGUCAAUGUUUCAGACUCCUCCAUUCUUGGAUAUCCAAGACUGCAUUUGGUGUUCCAAACAAUUCACACUUUGGCACCCCAAGAUUUGAUUCCUAUUCCUUUGCCAACCAGCAGUAUCCAUGUCAGAGAGCAAAGGAAACGGAAGUACACCACCUUUGCUCAAUAGCUCUGGUUUUGGAAAGUCUGCAUUUGGUUAAUCAGAAAGGAAAGUAGAACAGCAUCAUACAAUCCAUUUGUGGAAUGCAGACUUAUCAAGAUAAAAGCCAUGACGAGUUGAGGUUUGAGGACUACCAGUUAGGUGCUAAAGGAAAUGAAAGUACAACUCUUUUGCUAAAGAGCUCGGGUUUUGGAAAGUCUGCAUUUGGUAUUAAUCACGAAGGAAGUAGAACAACAUCAUACAUUGCAACUCCAGAGAUAGAUAGUACAAGACCCGGUGGUGCAAACAUUCAAUCCAUUUGUGGAAUGCAGACUUAUCAAGAUAAAAGCCAUGACGAGUUGAGGUUUGAGGACUACCAGUUAGGUGAUAAAGGGACAUUAGCCUUUAAUGCAGCAAUGAAUGCUACAUCUAGUCGAACACAAAGCAUAUCUCCGGGCUCAUCCACUUUACAAACAUUUGGAAAGAAAUAUGACGUUAACAGCGUGGCCAAGGAAUCUCUGAUGAGGGAUGCCAAUGUCUCAGACUCCUCCAUUCUUGGAUAUCCAAGAGCUCCUGCAUUUGGUGUUCCAAGCAACUCACACUCUGCCACCCCAAGAUUUGAUUCCUAUUCCUUCGGCCAACCAGCAGUAUCCAUAUCAGGGAGCAAAGGAAAAGAAAGUACAGCACCUUUGCUCAAGAGCUCUGGUUUUGUAAAGUCCGCAUUUGGUAUUAAUCAGAAAAGAAGCAGAACAGCAUCAUACAUUGCAACUCCAGAUAUAGAUUGCACAAUACCUGAUGGUGCAAAAAUUCAAUCCAUUUGUGGAAUGCAGACUUAUAAAGAUAAAAGCCAGGAGGAGUUGAGGUUUGAGGACUACCAGUCAGAAAUGUGGUUCUUCAUGUGGUAUUUCCGGUACACAGGGAUUUGGUAUCAUCGACAACACACGGCCUUUGGUGUUCCAAACAAUUCACACUUUGGCACCCCAAGAUUUGAUUCCUAUUCCUUUGCCAACCAGCAGUAUCCAUGUCAGAGAGCAAAGGAAACGGAAGUACACCACCUUUGCUCAAUAGCUCUGGUUUUGGAAAGUCUGCAUUUGGUUAAUCAGAAAGGAAAGUAGAACAGCAUCAUACAAUCCAUUUGUGGAAUGCAGACUUAUCAAGAUAAAAGCCAUGACGAGUUGAGGUUUGAGGACUACCAGUUAGGUGCUAAAGGAAAUGAAAGUACAACUCUUUUGCUAAAGAGCUCGGGUUUUGGAAAGUCUGCAUUUGGUAUUAAUCACGAAGGAAGUAGAACAACAUCAUACAUUGCAACUCCAGAGAUAGAUAGUACAAGACCCGGUGGUGCAAACAUUCAAUCCAUUUGUGGAAUGCAGACUUAUCAAGAUAAAAGCCAUGACGAGUUGAGGUUUGAGGACUACCAGUUAGGUGAUAAAGGUGAGGAUUGAGAUAUGUAGAUGCUACACCCAAUACUGCCAGUUUCAUGAAAGGGGAGAUCAUAUUUACUUUUCUAGAGCAGCGAGGCGGCUUUGGGAUUGGCUGAAAAGCUAAAUCUGCUCCUUGUGAAAGUAGCUAUGAACAUUGAGCUGUACUUUUCUCCAUAAAUGUCG